Microthlaspi erraticum is the source of this 423-nucleotide messenger RNA. The record is from the annotation of a GenBank genome assembly. Lineage: Eukaryota; Viridiplantae; Streptophyta; Magnoliopsida; Brassicales; Brassicaceae.
AUGGUUUCGGGUCGAGGUUACAUUGUGAAAUGGGCUCCGCAGAAAGAAGUACUAGCUCAUCAGGCAGUAGGAGGGUUUUGGAGUCAUUGUGGAUGGAACUCGACACUAGAGAGCCUCGGGGAAGGAGUUCCAAUGAUUUGUAGGCCGUUUUCGACUGAUCAAAAGGUGAACGCGAGCUACUUGGAUUGUGUUUGGAGAGCUGGGAUUCAAGUGGAAGGUGAGCUAGGAAGAGAAGUGGUGGAGAGAGCUGUGAGGAAGUUACUGAUCGGUGAAGAAGCUGAGGAGAUGAGGAAGAGAGCCAUCAUUUUGAAGGAGAAACUGAGAGCCUCUGUUACGAAUGGAGGUUCUUCACACAACUCGCUAGAGGAGUUUGUAAACUUCUUGAGGACUUUACCAUAUCUGCCAAUGAACACACUAGGUUAA